UUGGCCGCGAGGACUAAGGCGCUCUUGCUCGGCACUGUGGUCACAUGGGUGGAUUCCCGCGGGCAGUAGGUUUAGGUCACGUGACGCGCGCAAGAUGGCGGCUCCUGGGGACGGUGCCGAUCUGGAGGCCUCACUGCUGAGCUUCGAGAAGCUGGACCGGGCCUCCCCGGACCUGUGGCCCGAGCAGCUGCCCGGCGUCGCCGAGUUCGCUGCCUCCUUCAAAAGCCCUAUUACAAGCUCGCCUCCCAAAUGGAUGGCUGAACUGGAAAAUGACGAUAUCGAUAUGUUAAAGGAGCUGGGAAGCCUCACUACAGCUAAUCUGAUGGAGAAGGUUCGUGGCCUGCAGAACUUGGCUUAUCAGCUGGGACUGGAUGAAUCUAGAGAAAUGACUCGAGGGAAAUUCCUGAACAUUUUAGAGAAGCCCAAGAAGUAACUGCAGCAUCUGAAGCUGGGACAAUAAAGUAUCCUGACUGGAUCAUAUUAUGUACUGUGGAUCCAGAUGAACCCCAAAACUUCUAAGGAGAAGUACAAAGCUCUAGCUAUAAACCCUCAGAAGCAAGCACCUCUUUCACUUCCACAGCUCAUCUCUUUGCAGGAGAGACAUACUGCGUACACAGGUUACAAGGACUGCCAUUAGGUGCAUUGGAACUCAGACUUCAUCCUGCCUUAAGAUACUCAGAUGGAAGGAUUUGACCCUGACAUGCAACAACAAAGUCACCUGAUAGGUUUUUUAAUCAGCUAUUCAAAGUAUGCCCCCUUGGUGACCUUACUGGAUUGUUCUCAAGUGGAAGCACCAGUGUAAAGUACGCAGCAGCUCUUCACAAGACUGGCGAGCACAAGUUCUGUUGCAUUGGCCCUCUUGUGUCUCUUUUGCAUGUAGGAAAUCAAUACAUGUACAUUCUGUGCUGAAUGACUGGAGAACAGUUUGGAGCGCAGACUGUGACUGAGAGCAUUGGUUCUGCAGGAACAUUUGCUUUUACUGUAGAAGUUGAGUGCAUUCUGCAUUAGAUUCCAGUUGCUCACUGCCUUCAGAGAAAUAUGCCCAGCACCACAAAGAGGAUCUUCAGUCUGUUGGUCCUUUCACUUCCCAUGGCUUGUAUCAAGUAUUGCAUGUACUGAGAGCUUAGUCUCAGUGCUACGGUUUUCUAGUGAAAUCUAGACUGACAAACUGUAGGGAGUAAGAAUUAUUACUAUACCAUGAAGGAAAACGUUAUAGCAAGUUCAGCCUAUACACAAAGAAACAGUUUUGUCAGUCUACUCUGCAAUUCUGUUUGCUUCUUACAGAACUAGAAACAGAGUGGAGUUGUAAGGUAGAAAUACAGUAAUGUUUUCAGUACUCCAGGAAUGGGCAGACUUGUUAGCCCCAUUGUGAUGAUACUCUGCUUAAAUGGAGUCUUUACACUUCUGAAAGUAACAUUCCUUGGUAUUCUCAUUACCUGGAAAACUGGGAUCUCAAAAUUUGCUCCGCUCGCAAAAAAAAAAAAAAAAAAAAUCUGAAGAGAGAAUUUUUUUGUGAACCAGUCUCUUAGCACACUGUUCUGGACUUCAUUCAUCUUACAGUUUAAUGCAUUUUCUUUCUGUUAAUGCACUUCUUCAUGUUCAGCCCUAAGAAGUUAAGGAGCAUGUUUGGAUUUUGUUUACAAGAAGAACUUUCAUUUCAUACAACUUCUCUAGGGAAUAAUAUGUUAAGUGUUAGUAACUAUGAUCUUUCUAGGGUAAAACAUAAUAUUGAAACAUUGGAUAAAGUAUAGGGUUUUUUCUUCCAUUUAGAAAUGUUACUUUUAGCAUCCAUGCUUUUCAAAGUCUGUCAUUUCCCAGACUAUCACAUGCGAGAGGAGAAAUGUCUUGGAAAUAGUACUCGUGCCUCAUCUUUAACAGAUUGUCCUUAGGGCAUUGCAAAUAUCUGUCUUUGCAGAGGAAAACUGUUUUCAGUUGUGUGUGUGAUAAAGGAGAUUUUUAAUUAAAUAGACUUAUCUGAAUUUUUUGCUAAAAGGCCACAGCCACCUUAAUUUACAGUCUGUGGUCGUCAUCGUCAUCAGUGAAAACUAGGCUUGUUUUGCACAGCUCCAGUUAACUAAAUUUAAGCAGUUAAAUCCCAAAUCCUGGGAAGGCCAUGCAUAAAUACUGAAUAUUUAGGUAUUUCAGGAGUGUGGUUUUAAACUUAAUUGAUUUACUUCCCUACUUCAGUUUAUGUUAUGGCUGUGCUCAACAGGACCUCCAUCCCUUGAGAACAUGAGAGAUAAGACAUCUGAAUGAGAAGAGAAGCUAAAAAUGAUGGUUCAGAGACAAAAACUGCUGGUGUAAGCCAAUGUUAAUGUAGCUUUAAGUAUUAUACAUUUUAAAUGCAAUUGAAAGUUUGUAUACUAUAUAUAGUAUAUAUACACACAGGACAUAAUGGGAUACCUGGUCUGUAUGGCUAAUACAAAUUUGUGUAUUUUAUUCAGGUUUGUUGAUCCAACGCAUAAAGAAAUUGAGAUCUGAAAGGAGGAGGAGUGUAGGAGAAGAUAUCAAAGCCUGGAAUGGAUAUAUAUGUUUGUUUUCUAGUAUGUCCAGUAAGGAAUUUCAAGCUUUUAGUUCUUAGCAACAUACGUGUCUCUUAAAAACAAACAAAAAACCUUUACCACACAGUACUCACUGUCUAUAGGGUGGCAAAUAAUACGUGCCUUAGAACUGGUAUUUAUUGGCUUUGUACUUUGUCAUCUGUAGAGAUCAGCCAGUGCUGUAUAUUUUUAUUGGUAAUAUUUAUAUACAUUUGUAUGGUAGCUGGAGAAUUGUAAUCUGUCUGUUACUGCACUGUAAUCUGAUAAUAAACAAAUGCAGAGCUCAAAGAGCAGCCUAGGUUUCUAGAAGAGCCCCUGGGAUGCAGAAGGUGUUGGCUUAGUCACCUGGGUGGUGCUCUUCCUUAGGCUCAUCUUUACUAUUAAGUUGACAAUAAGACACACUUCGCUCAUCACCACUUCAGUUUUCACCCUGCAACUACUUCAUUCCCAUCAGUAAGUAAAUAGUUGGCAAUAUCCAAAUGACACUAGAGAUUUUCACGCCCUCUUUAAGCACCACUUUUUUUUUUCCCUUUUCAGUGAUAUCCUUCCCAACAUCACUGCAGCAUCUAUCUAUAUAGUAACAUCUGUGUGACUUUGUAUUGCUGGUAAAUUUCUAUAUUUUAAAAAAACAACAAAAAAUUUUGUGAUAAAUGAUGCAAAUGAAGAGUAUAAAAGAUCAAAAUUCAGUAAUACUAUUUGAGCUUAUGCAGCGCUUUAUAAAGUAUUUUCAUGUAUUGGUAUGUUAAAUGUUACUGUCAGGUUCUUGGAAGUAAAACCUAUGGUUUUAGUUCCUUUUAAAUACCGUUUCUGUAUUAAAUGUGUAGUUGUAAAGGCUGUUCACUUCAUUUUUGGAGUAUCCGAUGCUUUACUGUUUAAUCCAACUGAGAAUAAAUUCUUGUUCUAUUAAUUGUUAUAAUAA
Numida meleagris (helmeted guineafowl) is the source of this 3459-nucleotide messenger RNA. RefSeq names its product lin-52 DREAM MuvB core complex component (gene LIN52). NCBI's taxonomy places the organism in Eukaryota, Metazoa, Chordata, Aves, Galliformes, Numididae. The record is from RefSeq and is a predicted model, not a curated record. The coding region runs from base 95 to 433 and encodes 112 amino acids. Gene Ontology annotation, biological process: regulation of DNA-templated transcription. Gene Ontology annotation, cellular component: DRM complex. The transcript has 6 exons.